Molecule: messenger RNA, 1422 nt
Organism: Trematomus bernacchii (emerald rockcod)
Lineage: Eukaryota; Metazoa; Chordata; Actinopteri; Perciformes; Nototheniidae
Gene: gabrg1
Product: gamma-aminobutyric acid type A receptor subunit gamma1
Exons: 9
Coding region: 73-1422 (449 amino acids)
Biological process (GO): nervous system process; synaptic transmission, GABAergic; signal transduction
Cellular component (GO): postsynapse; dendrite membrane; neuron projection
Molecular function (GO): transmitter-gated monoatomic ion channel activity involved in regulation of postsynaptic membrane potential; GABA-A receptor activity; GABA-gated chloride ion channel activity
Source: RefSeq, a predicted model, not a curated record
ACUCCGGAACCCCCGUCCCCCCCGGCUGGAGGAGACACACGGCUUUUGGUGAGAGCCGUGCGGGACAAAGCCAUGAAGCCCUGGCUGCUGCUGGCUCUGCUCGGACUGAGUGCUGCAGUAUCUGGGCCCAGUAAACAGGAAGACGAGGACUAUGAAGACGUGCCCAUAAAUAAGACAUGGGUGUUAUCACCGAGGGUCUACGAGAGCGAUGUGACUCUGAUCCUGAAUAAACUGCUGGAGGGCUACGACAACAAACUGCGGCCUGACAUCGGAGUGAGGCCAACAGUGAUUGAAACCGCCGUGUAUGUCAACAGCAUUGGACCGGUGGACCCCAUCAACAUGGAGUACACCAUUGACAUCUUCUUCGCCCAGACAUGGUACGACAGCCGACUGAAGUUCAACAGCUCGAUGAAGCUGCUCAUGCUCAACAGUAACAUGGUAGGCAAAAUCUGGAUUCCUGACACGUUCUUCAGGAAUUCUCGCAAAUCGGACGCCCACUGGAUCACCACUCCCAACCGCCUCCUGAGGCUGUGGAGCAACGGCAGAGUCAUGUACACACUGAGGUUGACUAUUAAUGCGGAGUGUUACCUUAAGCUGCAUAACUUUCCAAUGGAUGAACACUCGUGUCCACUGGAGUUUUCAAGCUAUGGUUAUCCUAAGAAUGAGAUCAUGUACCGGUGGCAGAGACGGGCAGUGGAGGUGGCAGAUCAGCGCUACUGGAGACUCUACCAGUUCGCCUUUGUAGGGUUGAGGAACACUUCAGAUGUGGCACACACCCAGUCAGGUGAAUAUGUAAUCUUGACAAUCUUUUUUGACCUGAGUCGGAGAAUGGGCUACUUCACCAUCCAGACCUACAUCCCCUGCAGUAUGAUCGUGGUCUUGUCCUGGGUCUCCUUCUGGAUCAACAAAGAUGCCGUCCCAGCCCGCACAUCUCUAGGUAUUACUACAGUGCUGACGAUGACUACUCUAAGCACCAUCUCCAGGAAGUCCCUGCCUAAGGUGUCCUAUGUCACUGCCAUGGAUCUGUUCGUCUCCGUUUGCUUCAUCUUCACCUUCGCUGCCCUCAUGGAGUACGGCACUCUGCACUACUUCACCAGCAACAGACCGACCAAGAAGUCCAAAGCCAAAAAAAACACACAGCAGAAAGCAUCCAGCAUGAUGAAUCUCCGCCCCGGCACGUCCCUGCUGCAGAUGAACAACAUCGUGCCCUAUCACGAGGAGGACGACUAUGCUUAUGAGUGUUUGGAUGGAAAAGACUGCACCAGCUUCUUCUGCUGCUUCGAUGACUGCCGCUCAGGUGCCUGGCGUGAAAACAGGAUGCAUGUGCACGUUUCCAAGAUUGAUUCAUACUCGCGAAUAUUCUUUCCCACUGCUUUUGGCCUUUUCAAUCUGGUUUACUGGAUUGGAUAUCUGUAUCUAUAA